UCUCACUCACUCUCUGCCCUGCACUACUUCGCCGCGUUCACCGCCUCCAUUUGAAGUUGGCUGGCCGCUCUGCUCCUCGCCGGAAAGAAAGCAGAAAAUAAAUAAUAAUAAUAAAAAAAUUAAGACAAAUAAAAAAAAUCCCAGGAUUUGUACCCGGCUGUAGGGCUGCACCACGACGAGCUCAAAAACAACGGAGCGUCGACAGAAAGGCAGGCAGUUAGUGCAGAAGCAGGCAUCAUGUCCACCCCCACAAACCCAGAGGUGAAGGAACUGAACCCUGUCGACUUUAUCCAGCUUCAGCAGUAUAUUGAAUACUGCAGCUUGAAGGUGAAAGACGUGCUGAGGGAAUUUGAUAAAGACGGCCGGCUGGCCCAGCACCGACAUGGAGAGUGCAUCAACGAGGAAGGCUUUCGGCAGUUUCUAAAGACCUACUUAGAAGUGGACUUCCCUCCGGAUCUCUGCCAGCGGCUUUUCCGCUCCUUCCAAAACUCUGAACCCACCCAGGAAGACGACACCAAGGAGGUGUUCCUCAAGGAUGUGUCGUGUUACUUCUCUCUGCUGGAAGACGGCCAACCCAGGGACAAACUGGAGUUUGCUUUCAGGCUUUAUGACAGAGAUGGCAACGGAGUCCUUGACAGCUCUGAAGUAGAUCGAAUUAUUGCUCAAAUGAUGCAUGCAGCAGAAUAUCUCGAUUGGGACGUGUCCGAACUCGAACCGGUGCUGAAGGACAUGAUGACGGCGAUAGACGCCGACAGCAGCGGCACGGUGUCUCUGGACGAGUGGGUGGAAGGAGGCAUGAACAACGUUCCCCUCCUCGUCUUGCUGGGUCUGAAGAUGACCCAAAAAGACGGGCAGCACCUUUGGAGGAUGAAAAACUUCAACAAGCCCGUUUACUGCAACGUGUGUCAAAGCAUGCUGCUGGGUUUGAGGAAACAGGGACUCUGCUGCACCUGCUGCAAAUACACAGUUCACGGGCGUUGCGCUAACAAGAACCCAGCUCCGUGCGCCAGGACGUACGUGAAGUCAAAGAAAGAAACAGGGGUUCCAGUGCAUGACUGGGUGAGUGGGAACUGUGACUCUAGAAAAUGUGACCGAUGCCAAAAGAAGAUCAAGAGCCUCCAAGGUUUAACAGGGAAACACUGCGUUUGGUGCCACACGAUGCGUCACGAUGAAUGUGCAGCCCUGGAGCCAACAGAGUGUACCUGUGGGACGCUCAGAGACCACAUCCUGCCUCCAUGGGCCAUAUAUCCUGUUAUAAAGGAGAGACCAAACAAUGUGAAAAAUGGCUGCUCAGCGUCGACGGAUGACGGCGACUUCAACAUUACUCCUGACGGACAAGUGCUCCAGAUCAGCCCUGUGCCAAACACUCAUCCUCUUCUGGUGUUCGUGAAUCCUAAAAGUGGUGGCAAGCAGGGAGAGAGAGUCCUGAGUAAAUUUCAGUAUUUACUGAAUCCGAGGCAGGUUUACAACCUUUCCAGUGGCGGCCCUGGAGCGGGAUUGAGUUUCUUCAGAAACCUGCAGGAUUACAGAAUCCUGGUUUGUGGUGGAGACGGCACAGUCGGAUGGAUCCUAGAUGCGAUAGACAAAGCCAAUCUGCUGAUGCGGCCUCCUGUUGCAGUGCUUCCUCUGGGCACAGGAAAUGACCUUGCGCGAUGUCUACGUUGGGGUGGAGGGUACGACGGCGAAGAUCUGGGUCGUAUUCUUAGAGACAUUGAGAACAGCUCCCUGGUUCAGAUGGACCGCUGGAGUGUGCAAGUUAUACCGGACGAGGUUCAGGAGAAGGGGGAUCCAGUGCCAUAUGAAAUCAUCAACAAUUACUUCUCAAUUGGAGUUGAUGCCUCCAUUGCACACAGAUUUCAUACAAUGAGGGAGAAGCAUCCUCAGAAAUUUAACAGCAGAAUGAAGAACAAGCUGUGGUAUUUCGAAUUCGCCACUUCAGAAACCAUCUCUGCUUCCUGCAAGAAACUCAGCGAAAGUUUAACGAUAGAGUGCUGUGGCACUCCUCUGGAUCUCAGUAAUCUAUCUUUGGAGGGGAUUGCUGUCCUGAACAUUCCCAGCAUGCACGGUGGCUCCAACCUGUGGGGCGAGACCAAAAAAGCAGAUAUUAAGGGACAAGCAAGUCAGGAAGAGUCGGAAGUGAUUAUCAAUCCGGACAUCCUGAAAGUGACUUCCCAAGACCUCAGUGACCGCCGGCUGGAGGUGGUUGGCCUGGAAGGAGCCAUGGAAAUGGGACAGAUAUACACGGGUCUUAAAAGCGCUGUGAGGCUCGCUAAAACUUCCCAGAUCACCAUCAGGACAAAGAAACCGUUGCCGAUGCAAAUAGAUGGAGAGCCAUGGAUGCAAUCCCCCUGCACGAUUCAUAUCACACACAAGAAUCAAGCGUGUAUGUUGGUGGCUCCUCCACCUAAACCAUCAGGCUUCUUCAAAUAAAACUGACCGUCUUAACGCAUGUUUACUGUGUAUUCAGGACUGACACUUUUUGAUAUAGAAUCAGUGUAUGAGGUAGUUGCAUUAUAACAAAGAAUAUAGGAUGUUUUUUUCCAGACAUCUUGUGUCUGUAACACACAUUUCAAGCAUGGCAUCAUAUGAAAACAGAUCGAAUGUUAAACUAUGUUUGCAUUGUGGCCAAAAGGAUUUUGACCAAAUUAUCUCAGUGUUAGUAAAACUCUCCGAUCCUGCUGUUUCGAAGCUUGACAUCAGGUGGGAGUGCUGCUCUUUAGAAACUUUAGGUAAGGUUAAAGUGGCUGUGAUCUUAAAUAGGAGAACUAUUUGGCUUUAUGUGCCUUUAUAAUCAUUUCUCUUUGGUUCUGAUUAGACAGAAGACUGAGGUUUUCUGUAUGUUUGCACUUGGAGGACUGACCAUGUAGUAUUCUUGUUUUGUUGUGGCUGUAAAUAUUGCUCUGAAAGCUAAAUGUAUGUUUAGAAACAAAGGUGGAGAAAGAAGCACCUUUAUUUCAAAUUUAGGCUGAUAUUUUAGCUUUUUUUUAUUAUUAUUUUCAAAAAUAUACUUGAAAACUGUUUAAGGGAAUGGAAAACAAGCGGCCUGCUGUUCCCCUCUGUGUUUUCCAAGUUUUUUUUUACCCUUAUGUGGACCAAACUUAGUUUUUCUGAGUUUGAUUAAAUCAGAGAGCUACUCCUUAGUGAUCAUAUUAUCAAUACAUAUUCUCUGAAUGUGUUAUGAGUUAGACAAUUGAUUGGGGCUAUUUAUUACAGUAUAUGUAUUUCGAUGCUUUAUCAGCUGUAUCAUUUCAGUAUAGCCAGAGAAUGUAAAAGUAAUAACUUCAUGUAAAGAUUUUAAUAAAUUGUCUAGGAUUCAGUUUGUGUUGUGCUCAUUUAAAACACAUUUAACAGAACAUCAUGUAAUGGAUUCAUUUUACCUCAAGGGGGCAGAAUUUAUCUUCCAAAACUUGUAUUAACUCCAUGUUUAAUAUAAAAUAUAUAUAUGCAUGUGCUAAUAAGCUGCUGAUUUGUUGUGUGCAUUGAUUUCUUUUGUGAUUCGAUUCCCAGUAAAACACAAAGAUCGAUACAGAAUUGGUGCCUUGAAAAAUCAUUUAUAUCCCUUGAACUUUUCCACUGUUUGGUUAAAAUCACAAACUUCAGUUAAUUAGUUAUUUGGUUUUUAUGCUUUUGACCAACCCAUGCAAGAACAAUCAUUGUAAAGUGUAAAGAAAGGAUUGUUGAAUUAAAAUGUGUAUUAAAAAUACAUGGCUUUCACUUGUUUUUGCAAAUAAAAAUGUGAAAAAUGUG
Messenger RNA from Xiphophorus hellerii (green swordtail), 3747 nucleotides. It is a transcript of the gene dgkaa, whose product is annotated as diacylglycerol kinase, alpha a. The coding region runs from base 238 to 2430 and encodes 730 amino acids. NCBI's taxonomy places the organism in Eukaryota, Metazoa, Chordata, Actinopteri, Cyprinodontiformes, Poeciliidae. The record is from RefSeq and is a predicted model, not a curated record. The transcript is spliced from 24 exons. Gene Ontology annotation, cellular component: plasma membrane. Gene Ontology annotation, molecular function: ATP-dependent diacylglycerol kinase activity; calcium ion binding. Gene Ontology annotation, biological process: phospholipase C-activating G protein-coupled receptor signaling pathway.